GGGGGUUUCUUAUAGGGCAGCACAAGUUUACACAACCAGAACCUAGCUUGUUACAAUUUAAAGUAUCCGAUUAUUCUCGCUGUGUUUGAUUUAUCCUCGAUUGGAAGAUGACCACAGCCGUGGUGUCGCCUUUCUUCGACUUUAGCGAAGUGAUCAACAACAAGAACAAAAUGCUGAACUACAAUAAUAACAUCCUCCGUACUCCACACCCUGUCUCGGUCCCUUGCAUGGGGCCAAGUCUGCCCAUCUCCAAUCCCACUGGGUGCCUGUUGGACAGGAAGGCUGUGGGGACACCCUCAACUGUUGGGGUUUACCAGCGCCGGCACUCUGUCACUUCGGCUAGCACCAAACUCAACCAAAACCAGUUCUUGAACAUUGCCAAGGCAGAUCCAUCCCUGCUCGGCUCAGGGAUGGGAACCACCGGCAACAGCAACAAAGAGAACCGACUUCGAGACCGCUCUUUCUCGGAGACGGGGGAUCGCCUGCUACAGAAGUGUUCGGGCCCUGGAGGCCCCAACAGCCAGGUCAACUCGAGCCGCUACAAGACAGAGUUAUGCAGGCCAUUCGAGGAGAAUGGCGCCUGCAAGUACGGUGACAAGUGCCAGUUUGCCCAUGGCAUUCAUGAGUUGCGCAGCCUAAGCCGCCAUCCUAAGUACAAGACAGAGCUCUGCCGCACAUUCCACACCAUCGGCUUCUGCCCCUACGGCCCACGCUGCCACUUCAUCCACAAUGCAGAAGAGCGCCGUGGACCUCCUCCAACCCCGCCCCCCCUUUCAGCCUCCAAUAAGAUGGAGAGGCCGCGGCUGCAACACAGCUACAGCUUUGCGGGGUUCCCCAGCUCUGGAGGCUUGAGGGACAGCCCCACCUCUGUCACCCCUCCACCUAUAUUUUCCUCAGACGAACUGCCUGAGUGGCCUAGCAGCAACCCUUUUACGUAUUCCAGCCAGGAGCUGGCCAACCUCUUCAGCCCCAGCCUGGGCAAUGCACCUUUAUCCUGCUCCGACCCUUCCACCCAGGCGCCUUCUUCCCCGACAACCCCUUACUACUUCAGGGCCAUGUCAGAGUCUCCCCAACUCUACGAGUCUCCAUCCAGUCAGCCAGACUCGCUUUCUGACCAAGAGGGCUACCAGAGCAGCUCGAGUGGGAGUCUGAGUGGCUCCGAAUCUCCCGUCCUUGACACCACCCGCCGACUGCCCAUCUUCAGCAGGCUUUCCAUCUCUGACGACUAAAGCACACUGAGCCAGACCCCAUUCCCCUUUCCACUGCAUGCAGCAGUCUUGGGCAGAGAGGAUGAGACGCUAGCACUCCCUCUACCUCUCGCCAUUUCUCCGGCACCCUAGAAGCUGUAGACUUCCCUCCUUGUAUCACGUCCGCUCUGAAACCGAUCCAGUGAAUUAAGGGAUCUUUCUCGUUUUGAAUACUCUUUUUAACCAGAACAAGCUAAAACUCUCCUGGCCUCAAGACCCUUCUGUUUUCCGAGCCUCGACUUGCAGAGCCCCUGCUAUGUUCUUGGUGUGACUGUGCCAAACACACAGAGUAGGAAGUGGAUUAGUGAAAUGCUAAUCGUGAGAGGUAUGAGACUGUUGUGCCAGGUGCCACAGCUGCAGUCAAGUGUAGCGGAGCCAGUGGCACGGUUAUGGGAGAGAUCUGUGCCCUUCCCCCCUCACAAAUUACCACUCUUCUCAAGGACACUCUUUCAUAACUAACUAAAGCUCACAAGUGUCAUGCUUAGACCUUUCACAACUGUCUUUGUAGACCGGCUCAAAGCAAAAAGAGGAAAAGAAUAUGGAAAAAAAAGACAAGUGUUGGGGUGAAUGGACCACUGUUUCUUUAACUUUAAUAUUAUUAUUUUUUUCGUUCUUGUGGCCUGAUUAUGUAGCUCUUGUUUUGAGUGUGUGCUCUCCCUCCCUUGAAAUUGCAGAUUACACCAGUCUGCAGGAAGGACUUCUCUCAUAAGGGUUGAAUGAGAAUGGAGCUCUGGAAUAUUUCAGGCACAUUCAAAUGUUCAAUCAGGUGCUACGUGCUCCAUGUCUCGUCUACAGCCAGCACAAACCCCUGAGAUGGGAUGUCUCCACUCGAAAAUUAACAAUUCCUUAAUUCUUGUUGUUGUUGAUGUUGUUAGUGCCCCUUUUUCCCAUCAGUUGCUGGUUACUUCAAGUUUGUUGGGAAGGGAAUCUUGUUAUUAAACCUUGAAGACAAACUCUUUCUUCUGUCCCACCUCAAAACGGGCCAAUCAGCAAACAGAGGGAGAAUUCCAUCAUUCCCAAGGUGCAGUUCAACCUCUUCCUGCAGCUUCACUUUAGUUCUUCAUGCAAGCACGCUUUUUUUUCCAUAGAUUCUGCUCAGAGGAGCACUUCGUAAUUUCGUCAUGUUUCCACCUAUUGGUUUUGAUUUUUAUUAUGGUCAUUGUUUAUUAUUAUUAUUAUUAUUAUGGUUCUAUUAUUGUUAUUGUUUAAAAACCUUUCAGAACAGAAGGGUUUGCUUGUCACUGCUUAUUUAACUUAUCAAAAACAUAUUUAUUGGUGAUCAUAUGCAUUUUUUUGUUAAUUUUGUUUGUAUUUAUCUUGAUAAUGAAACGAUAGAAUAUAUUUUCUUUUAUGUUAAAUUAUGAUCUUCUGUAUUAAUCUUAAGAUUGUGAAGACUUGUCAGCUUUCUUUUUUCACAGUUUAAUAUAUUGUACUACAAUGACUUUUUGUUGGCAACUACACUUAAAUGAAACUUAAUUUAAAGCAAAAACAAAAAAAUCCUCUGCAUUUUGAUUUAUUUAUUGUAGAUUUAUUGUCAUUCCCUUUUCACAAAUAUUUGACUGCAAAAUCAGUACUACCAUACAAUCAUUCCUAGAUAAUAAUCUCACAGGAGUGUCAGCCUUUUUUUUUUCCUUUUUUUUUUGAGGUGUGCUUAGGCCCCACUUGUAGCAAUUUAUAUGGCAGUUAAAAAUCUUGUUUUUUUAAGCAUCACACAGUGAAUAUUUGUUGUGAAAAACAGACUUGGAUUACCAAUCCAGUUUACUGAAUGCCUGAGCCUGGUGAUAGAUUUGAUCUAUGGAACAAAUUAUCAAUUUUUUUUUUUUUUUAAAGAUAAAAACAAGUUGAUCCAAGAUGCAGAAGUUUAGUGGCCUUAAAACACAUGCACCACAUUUUAAAUACCACCAUGAAGUGCUUUUUUUGUUUCGAAUGUUCGUUACAAAGGUUUAGUGAUGUUGCAAGUAAUAAACCUCCAGUGUUAAAGCAGUUUAUGGUGGUGGACAUGAUGAAAGGCAGGUGGUAAUUGUGACCUAAUGGGUUUGAGUUCUGCUGUCCUUAGACAUUUGGAGCUUUUGGCUUAUAUGUAAAGUGCCUCUUUUACACAUUCCAUGAACAAGCGUUCUUUGCCUUAAAUAAAACUGGGAUGCUAUUUUUUUUAUGACUUAUUGCUUGUAUCCUCAGUGGUUUAAGCAAUGAUUGUCCAAGUUGGUUAA
Sinocyclocheilus anshuiensis is the source of this 3457-nucleotide messenger RNA. Its product is annotated as zinc finger protein 36, C3H1 type-like 1. Gene Ontology annotation, molecular function: mRNA binding; metal ion binding. Bases 108 to 1229 code for a protein of 373 amino acids. The transcript has 2 exons. Lineage: Eukaryota; Metazoa; Chordata; Actinopteri; Cypriniformes; Cyprinidae. The record is from RefSeq and is a predicted model, not a curated record.